GAUGGUAAAAAAAAUGUUAAGAAUAAAUUUUAGAAAUUAAAAAAAAGAACGAAAAAAACCCAGACUUUCUCUUUCUUUGCUUUUGUAUUGUGUCUAUUUUUUUAACUGUUCUCUAUUUGUGAACUCGUUAUGAUAACUCUCUUUCUGUGUGUUUUAUAUUUGAUUUGGGAGUAGCUUUCAUUUGGGUUUCAUUAUCAUACUCUGAAUUUUAAGGUAUCUUAGGAGAACUGUUUUCCUUUUCUUGUUUUCCAUUUUUAUGGAAAUUUGUUUUUUUAUUUAUUUGUUUAAUUUUUUUGACAGUUAAGGAAAGGACACUUGUUUUUUUUCGUUGGAUACAGUUAAUACCUUAUUUUGAUCUGAUCUCCGUACUCUUUCUCAAUUUUCCUUUUUCUCAUCAAAAUUUCAUUUGAAUAUUACUAGUAAUAAUACUCUUUUUUUUUUUUAUCAUCUUCUUUAAUUUUGGUUUGAAUAAAUUGAUAUUCAAGAUCUGAUUCUUUUCUAUCACUCAAUUUCCAUUUUUGAAAUCUGGGUUUUUUUUUUUCUUUUGAUACUUGGUAAAUAAGAAAGCCAAAAGCUUUUACUUACUUUUGAAGUGUGAGUUAGCCUAGUAGCAUUACUACAUUUUCUGGGUUUUAGUUAUGUUGGGGCAAAAUUGGGUUCAAUGGUGAAGUGUUAAAGUGACGAUAAUGCUUCUUGGGAUGAGAAGAAGGUGGGUUUGGUGUUAGUAAUAAAGUGGGAGUUCUUCAGCAUUUGCAAUUUUAGCAAAGGAGACCGAGGAGCAAGCUAAAGUGGGUUUUGUCGGUAAUGUCAAAGUCUCCCUCCCCUGAACCGCAAGACUGUGGACCCUCAUCUUCUUCUAAGCCGAGGGAAUCAUAUGGAAUCACUGCAGCGGAUGAUCUUGAUGAUACAGUGGGUACAGUUGCUCGUUUUAUCGAGCAACUGCAUGCCAACAUGUCUUCACCAAGUGAGAAAGAACUUAUAACAGUGCAGAUGCUGGGUAUUGCCAGAGCAAGAAAGGAAGCAAGAGCAAUUAUUGGUUCACAUGGACAAGCAAUGCCACUGUUCAUAUCCAUUCUUAGGAGUGGCACCCCUAUAGCAAAACUCAAUGUUGCUGCAAUUCUGACUGUGUUAUGCAAAGAUGAGGACUUACGGCUAAAGGUGCUUCUUGGUGGAUGCAUUCCACCAUUACUCUCACUUUUGAAGUCUGAAUCAACUGAGACCAGGAAGGCAGCAGCAGAGGCAAUAUUUGAAGUUUCGUCUGGUGGUCUUUCAGAUGAUCAUGUUGGUAUGAAAAUAUUUGUUACAGAAGGUGUAGUGCCAACUUUAUGGGAACAGCUCAGUCCAACAAACAAACAGGACAAAGUGGUAGAAGGUUUUGUUACUGGAGCUUUGAGGAACCUCUGUGGUGAGAAGGAUGGCUAUUGGAGAGCUACACUGGAGGCUGGAGGAGUAGAUAUCAUUGUGGAUCUUCUCUCUUCUGAUAAUGCUGCUGCUCAAUCCAAUGCUGCUUCCCUUUUGGCCCGGUUGAUGUUGGCAUUCAGUGAUAGCAUCCCAAAAGUAAUAGAUUCUGGAGUUGUCAAAGUCUUGCUUCAUCUUGUAGGUAAGAAUAAUGAUACUUCUGUCCGUGCGAGUGCUGCAGAUGCUUUGGAAGCUCUUUCUUUAAGGUCAAGUGCAGCAAAGAAGGCCAUUGUAGAUGCGAAUGGUGUUCAUAUUCUCAUUGGGGCUAUAGUUGCUCCUUCUAAAGAGUGCAUGCAAGGAGAGCAUGCCCAGGCUCUGCAGGGACAUGCGACACAUGCUUUAGCAAAUAUUUGCGGAGGGAUGUCUGAUUUGAUACUGUAUCUUGGAGAACUAUCACGAUCUUCUUGCUUAGCUGCAGCUGUCGCUGACAUAGUAGGAGCACUUGCUUAUGCUCUAAUGGUGUUUGAGCAGACUUCUGGUCUCGAUGAGGAACCCUUUGAUAUAGCACAAGUAGAGGAUGUAUUAGUUAUGUUACUCAAGCCUCGUGAUAACAAACUAGUCCAAGAUCGUGUCCUUGAGGCCAUGGCAAGCUUGUAUGGUAACACCCACCUCUCACGAUGGCUCAAUCAUGCGGAAGCAAAACGGGUGCUUAUUGGGCUCAUAACAAUGGCUGCUGCUGAUGUUCAUGAACAUCUAAUACUUUAUUUAACCAGCUUAUGCUGUGAUAAAGUUGGUGUUUGGGAAGCUAUUGGUAACAGAGAAGGUAUUCAGUUGCUCAUAUCAUUGUUGGGCCUAUCCAGUGAACAGCACCAAGAGUAUGCAGUACAAUUGUUGGCCAUCUUGACUAAUCAGGCUGAUGACUGUAAGUGGGCCAUUACUGCUGCUGGUGGGAUUCCUCCAUUGGUGCAGUUAUUGGAGACAGGAUCUCAGAAGGCUAGGGAGGAUGCAGCUCAUAUUCUAUGGAAUUUAUGCUGUCACAGUGAAGAUAUUUGUGCCUGUGUUGAAAGUGCAGGUGCAGUACCGGCAUUCUUAUGGCUUUUAAGAAUUGGUGGACCAAAAGGGCAAGAAGCAUCAGCUAAGGCUCUUAAAAAGCUUGUCCGAACCGCUGAUUCUGCCACUAUUAAUCUGUUAUUAGCUUUGCUCCUGGGAGAUACUUCAAGCUCAAAGGCCCAUAUAAUUAGAGUUUUGGGCCACGUACUCACAAUGGCACUGCAUGAGGAUCUUGUGCAUAAGGGAUCUGCUGCUAACAAAGGACUGAAAUCUCUUGUUCAGGUUCUCAACUCCGCAAAUGAAGAAACUCAAGAGUAUGCAGCUUCUGGCCUAGCUGAUCUAUUUAGCACAAGACAAGAUAUAUGUGAUAGUCUUGCAACUGAUGAAAUUGUGCAUCCUUGUAUGAAGCUUCUGACCAGCAAGGCUCAAGAUGUUGCAACACAAUCGGCUCGAGCAUUGGGUGCUCUAUCUCGCCCAACCAAGUCAAAAACUGCUAAUAAAAUGGCUUACAUUGCAGCAGCAGACGUCAAGCCUCUAAUUAAAUUAACAAAAACUUCACUCAUAGGUGCUGCUGAAACAGCUGUUUCUGCCUUGGCCAAUCUCCUCUCUGAUUCCCAUAUUGCUGCAGAAGCACUGGCUGAAGAUAUUGUUUCGGCUUUGACAAGAGUGCUCGGAGAUGGAACUUCAGAAGGUAAGAAGAAUGCAUCAAGGGCUCUUUAUCAAUUACUCCAGUAUUUUCCAGUAGGUGACGUGCUUAUAGGAAAUUCUCAGUGUCGUUUUGCUGUUCUUUCACUUGUUGAUUCCUUAAAUGCAAUGACUAUGGGCACCACUGAUGCUGCUGACACUUUAGAGGUAGUUGCACUCUUGUGUAGAACAAAAAAGGGCAUCAAUUUAAGUUAUCCACUUUGGUCUACACUUGCCGAGUCUCCCUCAAGUUUAGAGCCUCUUGUGCGAUGCCUUGCUGAGGGGCCUCCUGUAUUGCAAGAUAAGUCCAUAGAAAUUUUGUCUAGGCUUUGUGGGGAGCAACCAGUUCUUCUCAGUGAUCUAUUGGUUGCAAGAUCAAGUUCUAUUGGUUCACUAGCCAAUAGAACAAUGAAUUCUACUAGUUUGGAAGUCAGAGUUGGAGGGGCUGCACUUCUUACAUGUAGUGUGAAAGAACACAAACAGCAGUCAUUGGAUGUACUUGAUCAAUCCGGGUGCUUAACACCUCUAGUAGAAGCUUUAGUGGAAAUGGUGAAGAGGAAUACGAGAUGUACCUCUUUAGAAGUUGAAGUCAGUGCCCCAAGAGACUUUAUUGAGAGAACUGCAUUCCAGGAAGGCAAGGAGUUUGAUGUUCCUGAUCCAGCUACUAUAUUGGGUGGAACUGUUGCUUUAUGGUUAUUGUCAAUACUAUCUUCCUGCCUUUCGAAAAAUACAAUUACCAUAAUGGAAGCUGGUGGACUUGAGGUGCUUUCUGACAAGCUUGCAAGCUAUGCUUCCAAUCCCCAGGCAGAACUUGAGGAUACUGAAGGUAUAUGGAUUAGCGCCCUGCUUCUGGCUGUCUUGUUCCAAGAUGAAAAUGUUGUUUUGUCUCCUGAAACCAUGUGUAUCAUACCUUUGCUGGCUCUUCUGCUGAGAUCUGAAGAGGUUAUUAACAGAUACUUUGCUGCUCAGGCAAUGGCUAGUCUAGUUUGUAGUGGGAGCAAGGAAAUAAAUCUUGUCAUUGCAAAUUCAGGUGCGAUUGCUGGGUUGAUAACGUUGAUUGGAUACAUGGAAUCAGAUAUGCCUAACUUAUUUGCUUUGUCCAAAGAAUUUUCUCUAGGACAGAAUCCGGGUCAAGUUAUUCUAGAAACUCUCUUUGAAAUUGAAGAUGUUAGAGUUGGCUCUGCUGCACGGAAAUCUAUUCCUCUUUUAGUGGAUCUCUUGAAACCAAUACCAGAUAGGCCCGGAGCCCCUCCAAUUGCUGUUCAACUCUUAACCCGCAUAGCAGAUGGAAGUGAUACAAAUAAAUUAAUUAUGGGUGAAGCUGGAGCUCUUGAUGCAUUAACAAAAUAUCUAUCUUUAAGCCCUCAAGACUCAACAGAGGCUGAUAUAUGUGAAUUACUAAGAAUAUUAUUUGGCCAUCAGGAUCUUAUUCGAUAUGAAGCAUCGCUUAGCUCAUUGAAUCAACUUAUAGCUGUUCUGCGCCUGGGUUCAAAAAACGCUAGAUUCAGUGCUGCAAGGGCUCUCCAUCAAAUUUUUUAUGCUGAAACUGUUAGAGAUUCUGAAUUAGCUAGGCAGGCAGUACAACCACUGGUUGACAUGCUUUCUGCUGCAUCUGAGAGUGAGCAAGAGGCUGCUCUUGUUUCCUUGAUCAAAUUAACUUCAGGAAAUACUUCAAAAGAGGCUAUAAUGACCGAUGUUGAAGGAAACCCACUUGAGAGUCUAUACAAAAUUUUAUUGUCUGCUUCAUCUUUGGAAUUGAAAAGGGAUGCUGCACAACUUUGUUUUAUUCUCUUUGGAAUUUCUAAAUUUAGAUCAAAUCCGUUAGCCUCUGAAUGCAUACAGCCACUUAUUUCUCUAAUGCAGUCUGAUAGUUGUGCAGCUUUGGAGUCCGGAAUCUGUGCUUUUGAGAGAUUGUUAGAUGAUGAGCAGCAUGUGGAGCUUGCAGCAGCAUAUGACAUUGUGGAUCUCCUUGUUGGCUUGAUUUCUGGGAGAAACCAUCUGAUUAUUGAGGCCAGUGUAUGUGCACUCAUAAAGUUGGGGAAAGACUGCACACCGCGCAAAUUAGACAUGGUCAAAGCUGGUGUUAUUGAUAAUUGUCUCGAGGAACUCCCUCUUGUGUCCAGUUCAUUGUGCUCCUCAAUUGCUGAGUUGUUCCGGAUUUUGACAAAUAAUAAUGCCAUUGCUAGAAGUUCAGAUGCUGCAAAAAUAGUGGAGCCUCUUUUCAUGGUUUUACUUCGUCCAGAUUUCAUUUUGUGGGGACAGCACAGUGCCUUGCAAGCACUUGUAAAUAUCUUGGAGAAGCCACAAAGCCUUGCAACUCUGAAAUUGACUCCCAGUCAAGUCAUUGAACCUCUGAUUUCAUUUUUGGAAUCACCAUCGCAAGCUAUCCAGCAACUUGGAACUGAAUUAUUGACUCAUCUUCUUGCACAGGAACAUUUUAAGCAAGACAUCACGACAAAAACUGCAGUUGUGCCACUUGUGCAGCUUGCGGGAAUUGGUAUACUGAAUCUGCAGCAAACAGCUAUUAAAGCUUUGGAAAAGAUCUCUUCAAGUUGGCCAAAGGCAGUUGCUGAUGCUGGAGGUAUUUUUGAGCUUGCAAAAGUCAUCAUUCAAGAUGAUCCUCAUCCUCCUCAUGUGGUUUGGGAAUCAGCUGCUUUGGUUCUCUCCAACGUUCUGCGUUUCAAUGCCGAGUACUAUUUUAAAGUUCCUAUAAUUGUUCUGGUCAAAAUGUUGCAUUCCACACUUGAGAGCACCAUUACUGUGGCUCUUAAUGCCUUAAUCGUCCAUGAAAGGAGCUAUCCUUUAAGUGUUGAACAAAUGACUGAAGCAGGAGCUAUAGAUGCAUUGUUGGAUCUUCUAAGAUCUCACCAAUGUGAAGAAGCUUCUGGAAGACUGCUUGAAGCUUUAUUUAACAAUGUAAGGGUACGAGAGAUGAAGGUUUCUAAGUAUGCCAUUGCACCCUUAGCACAGUAUUUGUUAGACCCACAGACAAGAUCUGAGUCUGGGAGGCUCCUUGCAACUUUAGCUCUUGGAGACCUCUCCCAGCAUGAAGGACAUGCUAGAGCGAGUGAUUCUGUUUCUGCAUGUCGUGCACUUGUAAGGUUACUCGAGGAUCAGCCAACAGAAGACAUGAAAAUGGUUGCAAUUUGUGCAUUGCAAAACUUUGUUUUGCGGAGUCGAACUAAUAGGCGAGCUGUAGCUGAAGCCGGUGGCAUAUUAGUAAUUCAGGAACUUCUGCUUUCUCCUAAUGCUGAUGUUGCUGUGCAGGCAGCAUUGCUUAUCAAAUUCUUAUUCUCUAAUCACACCCUUCAGGAAUAUGUAUCAAAUGAGCUCAUCAGAUCAUUGACAGCUGCCCUAGAGAGAGAUUUGUGGUCUGCUGCAACUAUUAAUGAAGAAGUCUUGAGAACAUUGAAUGUGAUAUUUGCCAACUUUCCUAAGCUCCAUAUUUCUGAAGCGGCUACCUUGUGUAUUCCCCAUCUCAUAGGAGCACUGAAGUCCGGGGGUGAGGGUGCCCAGGAAGCUGUAUUAGACACCCUCUGCUUGUUAAAACAUUCUUGGUCAACCAUGCCUAUAGAAAUUGCGAAAUCUCAGUCCAUGAUUGCAGCUGAAGCAAUUCCUAUUUUGCAAAUGCUGAUGAAAACCUGUCCUCCGAGCUUCCAUGAGAGAGCAGACAACCUGUUGCACUGCUUACCAGGGUGUUUGACUGUUACCAUCAAGCGGGGGAACAACCUAAAGCAAGCCAUGGGAGCCACUAAUGCAUUUUGCCGAUUGACAAUAGGGAAUGGUCCUCCCAGGCAAACCAAGGUUGUGAGCCACAGUACUUCUCCAGAAUGGAAAGAAGCCUUUACAUGGGCUUUUGACGUGCCCCCGAAGGGACAAAAACUCCAUAUCAUUUGCAAAAGUAAAAAUACUUUCGGGAAGACAACUCUAGGAAGAGUGACUAUACAAAUAGACAAAGUCGUGACCGAGGGAGUAUACAGCGGUUUAUUCAGCCUGAACCAUGAUAGCAACAAAGAUGGGUCUUCGAGAACGCUUGAAAUCAAGAUUAUCUGGACAAACAUGAUUUCGAACGAAGAUAGCAUAUAAAAUGGUUACAAAGCUUAUUUGUCUACAUACAAGCAACCACCAUGAAACCAGGUGCAGAAAUUUACAGCUGAAGGAUAUAAUGUUAAUACUAUCAGGUACAGCUACCGGUUCCCAUUUGCUUGUGUAGGUAAAUUGUUAUAUAUAUCUAUCCAUCCAAGGUCCAGUUUUGCAGUAAAUGCUUAGCAUGUAGAGUAUGAAAAUGUUUAUUAAAUUGAGAUUAAAAAGGAGAAUCAGAGAGGUUCCCUAAAUAUGUAGGGGAAUAUAAAAGCUGUUUAGGCGUUUUGUUUUGUACAGAUAAGUUGUUAGGGAGUAGCAAAGCAGUGUCAUGUUAAGGGGGAAAAUGGCAUCGCAAAAAUGUGGUGAAAUGGGGGCAUUUUUGCACCAAGUAUUGCCUUGAAUAAUGAUGGAAAUGGCUGAAUUUGUGCUUCUUCCUUA
Molecule: messenger RNA, 7653 nt
Organism: Gossypium arboreum
Lineage: Eukaryota; Viridiplantae; Streptophyta; Magnoliopsida; Malvales; Malvaceae
Product: protein CELLULOSE SYNTHASE INTERACTIVE 3
Exons: 7
Coding region: 805-7218 (2137 amino acids)
Biological process (GO): regulation of cellulose biosynthetic process; anisotropic cell growth
Cellular component (GO): cellulose synthase complex
Molecular function (GO): microtubule binding
Source: RefSeq, a predicted model, not a curated record